UCCCUCCUGAAAAAUAACUGCCCUCGGUUGUGACAGGUGCGCUUCUGACAAAAUCUAUGGAACAUUAUCUGAGUGCAUUAUAAAGUGAAAAUUGACAUGUCAUUCCCCGGCUGGCCAUGUGAAUGUAUUAAAAAAAAAAAAAAAGCUAUUUCCUUAUUUCCUCCUUAAGUGCUGCUCAACUUUCCCGGCAUCGCUUGAAGACCGUAAGACAUCUGAUCACGCACAACGGGACCGCCUGCUGCAAAGACUAAUCGUAGUCCGCGCACACGUUUCAGCACGUUGGACAGCGCACGGCGCCGCAGAGGCGGUGCGUGGAUUCAACCGGUGGGUUUCAACCAGAGCAGAGGAGUGAGAGGAUCGGUACACUGAAUGCAGCAUUAAAACUCUUUUUAAUUUUGCUCCUCGUGUGAGACAGAUCUUUAUUCUUUGUGGAUCGCUUGUAUUUGUGGGGCUGGCUCCUUUCUCCCUCUCUCUCUCUUUCUUUUAACAUCGAUUCCGUCGUGUGGGAAGGCGUGACGCCGGAUGAGUGGUUGACUCCAAAAGCCGUGCUGAGCAGCGUGGAAUAGGUGACUGUCAGGCAGGCGGAGUGGUGUGGUGGUGGUGCCCAAGAGACCCUCCAUUUAUAAGGAUGCUGGUGGGAAAUGCCUGGAGACAGAGAUGACGAGAUUUGUCAAAAGGCUCUUGAACUCCUGUCCGAUCUUUGUUCGAAGGGGGAAGUGCAAAACGAAAACUGUCUGGAUUUUAUCUACUACUUCCGAGACCUCGCCAGGCCACGCUACACGGAUUCAGAUAUAUCAGUGAGUCUGUUGUCACUGGUGGUAACUGCCUGUGGCUUGGCCCUGUUUGGGGUCUCCCUCUUUGUCUCCUGGAAGCUCUGCUGGAUACCAUGGCGAGAGCGUGGGCUCUCCCCCACCACCAAGGAGCCCCAUGGGCACCUCAACCCCACCAUGAGCCCUUUGCCCUCACAACCUGCACCCAGACAGCCAGUAUACACGGCUGUGGACCCCCCGUUGCACAACCGCCGUGAGUCUUCGCACUGUUCCAUAGCCAGAGAGCCAACUCCUGUGGCAUCUGUUGUGUCUGUGGAGGCUCCUAUGACUCCUGUGUCACCCCCUCCUGUGGUCUUGGCCACACCUGAGGCAGCUAUGAAGAUCAGUCACACGUCUCCAGACAUCCCGCUGGACGCCCAGAGUAAAAGCCGGGAAAACGGGGUUCACACUACCCCUCGUAUGCAGAGACAAACCACUGAACCCCCGCCUUCUGGUAGAUCAAUGUCUGAAAUUGGACAAGGGUCAAUUCGCAGACAUAUGAACCUCUCUAACCCAGACUUCAAUGUGGCCCAGUUCCAAAGGCAGGACUCCCUCACUGGUAUGGGCCUGGGGCUUGGUCGCCUCAAACCUGAGCUCUACAAGCAGCGCUCCCUUGAGGGAGAUGAAGGCAGUCGCAGAGGUGGGGGCUGUGGGCGCCUCCACUUCAUCCUCAGAUUUGACUGCGACCAGGAACAGUUGAUAGUUAAGCUACAUAAAGCGGAGGACCUCCCAGCCAAGGAUUUCUCUGGUACCUCUGACCCUUAUGUUAAGAUCUACCUGCUGCCUGAUCGUAAGACCAAGCACCAGACCAAGGUGCAUCGUAAAACGCUGAACCCUGUGUUUGAUGAGGUCUUCCUGUUUCCUGUGGCAUACUCUGAGCUUCCCACACGCAAGCUGCACUUCAGUGUCUACGACUUCGACCGCUUUUCCCGCCAUGAUAUCAUAGGUCAAGUGGUGGUGGACAACUUCCUGGAUCUGGCAGACUUUCCCAGGGAGACAAAACUCUGCAGGGAGAUCCAGUAUGUCUCCUCGGAUAACGUGGACCUUGGGGACCUGAUGUUUUCACUCUGUUACUUGCCCACUGCUGGCAGAUUGACUAUUACAAUGAUAAAGGCUCGCAAUCUCAAGGCCAUGGAUAUCACUGGCGCAUCUGAUCCAUAUGUGAAGGUUUCACUGAUGUGUGACGGCCGCAGACUGAAGAAGAGGAAGACAUCAACCAAGAGGAACACUCUGAAUCCAAUUUAUAACGAGGCCAUUGUCUUUGAUGUACCACCCGAAAACAUAGAGCAGAUCAGCCUUUUGAUUGCGGUGAUGGACUAUGACCGAGUAGGCCAUAAUGAGGUCAUCGGAGUGUGUCGAGUUGGCAAUGAUGCGGACAGUCUCGGCCGUGAUCACUGGAGUGAAAUGCUCACAUAUCCCCGAAAACCUGUUGCCCACUGGCAUCCUCUCGUUGAGUACCAAGGGACCACAGGUAGUAGCCAGGGAGGAUCCUGUAAUUCUCUGAAGACGCCGCCUUCUCCGUAGCCUUGAACAACAUCUCAUAUGAGGGCACCGAUCACCCAGCUGCAGCCGGACCGUGGAGUGCUGCUCACGGAUGGAAACAGAAAACGGCAGGCAUCUGUAGACGACUAUGGAAAAGAGAAACACAAACUGUCUUGAGGUCCGCUCGCUUGGAUCAGCUGCAUGUUGAAUGACCGCUGCAAAGAGGGUUUUCUUUUCUAUGAUGUUUCAUGAGAAAAAAACAACAGGCGUAUGCAGACAUUUUAAGUCUGUGCUAUUCCUGGGUUUCUAAAGUCGUUACUGUUUUUUACAUGGUCUUGUUACUUGUUUUAAUGAUGUGAGUCUGUAUUUGCACAGCGUACUUACAACCAGUUGAACUGCCAUGCUGUUUGCUCAUUUGGUGGUGAAUUGGUGCAUGAGAUCAUGGUUUGGUGGGAUAUCUUCUACUCGUUUGUUAGUUUCUAUUUUUGGAAUACAAUGUGUCGUUCUGUCAGUCGGUGUGCAGUGACAGUUAAUUUCUAGACAAAGUAUCUGUAAGUAAAAUAUGUCGAAUGUUAUAAAUAAAUAUUAUUCCAUAAAAUGUC
Molecule: messenger RNA, 2893 nt
Organism: Mugil cephalus (flathead mullet)
Lineage: Eukaryota; Metazoa; Chordata; Actinopteri; Mugiliformes; Mugilidae
Gene: syt9a
Product: synaptotagmin IXa
Exons: 7
Coding region: 642-2333 (563 amino acids)
Biological process (GO): regulation of dopamine secretion; cellular response to calcium ion; regulation of calcium ion-dependent exocytosis
Cellular component (GO): membrane; dense core granule
Molecular function (GO): calcium-dependent phospholipid binding; calcium ion binding; clathrin binding
Source: RefSeq, a predicted model, not a curated record